AUGUUGUGGUAUCAUGUCUCGGACCCCAACUCGUACCUCGUCGUCACUGGCGCGGGUAUUGAGAAGGUAAAGGUGACGAAGAAGGCCUUGGUACGUUCCCCGUCUCCAAUAUGCUACAAGCAACCUUUCUGAUCGACCUCCGCCAAUAGGUCAAACCGUUCCAGAAGGUCACCAAGAUCUCCAUCACUCCCUUCGAUUUCAGCAUGUCUCUGCAAGCCAUGACGAGCGAAAAGCUUCAAUUCGCUCUGCCGGCGGUUUUCACCAUUGGCCCAGAAGAUAGCGUUCCCUCACUGACCAAAUAUGCGGUACGUUGACGCUGGCGCCUUGUUUUCUGCCGCGCAAAACUGAUGAAUGGAAGGUGCUUCUUACCGGUGACUCGGACGGUCAGACCGGGACAGCGAAAGGUGGCACGGUUGCUACCGGCCGCAAUCAUGUGCAAGAUAUUGUGAAGGGCAUUAUCGAAGGAGAGACGAGAUCGAUCGUGUCGAACAUGACCAUGGAGGUACGUUGAACAGCGCGGGAAAUGUCUUACUCGGUUGGAUUGUAUGUUGACCUAUGGAAGGAACUCUUCAACAAUCGUCGGCUGUUCAAGGCGCAAGUCAUUGAAUGCGUGCAAAAGGAACUCGACCAGUUCGGUCUCAAGAUCUACAACGCCAACGUCAAGGAACUGCAGGACCAUGGAGACUCCAAGUACUUCGAAUCUCUCGCUCGCAAAGCGCACGAGGGAGCCCAGUCUCAGGCUCAAGUCGACGUUGCCAAUGCUCGCAUGAUAGGGAAGGUGGGUGAAGCUGAAAAGGAAGGCGAGGCCAAACAGAAGAUCGCCAAGAUCUUAGCCAACACCGCGGUGCUGGAGACCGAACGAAAGGUGGAAAAGGCCAAUGCCGACCAGAAACUGCGCACACGAGAAAUCGCCAUCCAGCGGGAGCUGAAUCUCGAGCACAUCGCCGCUCAGCGCGCGGGCGAAGCAAAGGACGCUGAGCUCCAGAAAGCCGUUGAGGAGAAGCGCGCUGAGAUGGAGCUGGAACGUCUUCGUGCUACGACCGUUACCCAGGCCAAGAUCGCAAAGGAGUCUGCGCAGGAGAGGGCCGAUGCAGAUUUGUAUACCAAGGUCAAGCAAGCGGAUGCGCAGAAGUACAAUCAGCAGGCCGAGGCCGAGGCGGUGUAUUUCCGCAACACGCAGGACACGGACGCGGCCAAUUACAAGCGCAUGAAAGACGCGGAAGCGAUGCUGAAUGCGAGGACCAAGGAGGCAGACGCCAUGUACCUGAUGAAGGAACGCGAAGCCCAGGCGACAUACGUGCAGCGCGAGAAGGAAGCCGAAGCAGCCUACGUCGCCCGCAAGCGCGAGGCAGACGGUCUGAGCGAGAUGGCCAAGGCUUACGGUCAACUGUCAGAUGUCAUGGGCGGGCCACAAGGCUUGAUGCAAUUCCUCAUGCUGCAGAAUGGGACGUACGAACGCCUGGCGGCGGAGAAUGCCAAAGCUAUCCAUGGUCUGCAGCCGAAGAUCAACGUCUGGACCACCGGCAACGAAGCUGCGGAUGCGUCGAUGGCUCCGAUACAGAACCUCUUCAAGAGUUUGCCCCCGCUGUUCUCGACCAUCCAGGACCAGACGGGCAUGACGCCGCCGAGCUGGAUGGCCAAUAUGCCCGCGCAGAAUGGCGAUGGUGGCAAGACGCAGGUCUUGAAGGUCGAUCGAAGGAAGGAGAACUUGACGAAUGGGAUGAAGGGAGCCUGA
This is a messenger RNA of Lecanosticta acicola, 1735 nucleotides long. The record is from the annotation of a GenBank genome assembly. NCBI's taxonomy places the organism in Eukaryota, Fungi, Ascomycota, Dothideomycetes, Mycosphaerellales, Mycosphaerellaceae.